AUGUCUUGGGAACAAGUUCAAUUUACAAUUCCUGGAAAACCAUAUGGAAGUUAUAUUAUUACCGACGAAGUUCUUAAGAAUGUUCCUCAGAUUAAAGACUAUGAAAUUGGUAUGUUGAAUUUAUUUCUUAAACAUACUAGUGCUGGAUUAACUAUUAAUGAAAAUUGGGAUCCUUCAGUAUUAGUUGAUCUUCACAACUCAUUAGAAAGAACUGUUCCCAACGACGCGGGUUAUGAACACGAGAUUUCAGGAGGAGAAGGUCCAUAUGACCUGACUUCCCAUAUCAAGAACCUGCUUGUUGGUUGUUCAUUGAAUAUUCCAAUCAGAAAUGGUUCAUUGGCGCUUGGAACCUGGCAAGGAAUAUACUUGUGUGAGUUCAGAUUGGAAAGACACUCGAGAACAAUUGUCGCGACAAUCAAUGGAAAGAAAAAGUAA
Molecule: messenger RNA, 435 nt
Organism: Candida tropicalis MYA-3404
Lineage: Eukaryota; Fungi; Ascomycota; Pichiomycetes; Serinales; Debaryomycetaceae
Exons: 1
Coding region: 1-435 (144 amino acids)
Source: RefSeq, a predicted model, not a curated record